AUGUGGAAGGUGAACUUUGGGUGGAAACCAGCCCAAGUGGUGGCAGACGCGGUAUCUGCUGCGGAGCGUCAUGCAGAAGCACAUGAGACAGCAACAGUGGCGUUGCAGGAGGUCAGCGCAAAGUACGAACAGGAAACACAACGAGGUGUCGAUUUACAAACAACCUGCGCCCAGCUACAGGAAGAUCGUGAUGAGCAGGCUCGCAGUGCCCAGGAGAGCAAGGUGGAAACAUCUGAAGAGCACGGUCACUUGGCCAAAGCGCGAAAGGACAUUGCAACCUUGGAGAGCCGGCUAGCGGAUGCCUCGGUGGAGAUGAAAAAAUUGCGCAGGGCUGCCGAGUCACUGAACCGGGACUGUGUACGGCUGCACGAGCAAUUAUCAGAGGCUGAGAAGCAACGGAACGCGGCCAUCGAGGAAGUCGCCGUAACAAAGAAAAACCACGAGUCUGUGGUUGGUCAGCUGUUGGCGUCCGACCAAGAACUCCAGGCUGUGAAAGAGCAGUUGUCUGCAAUGGAGAGCCGUCUGAUUGAAACGCAAAAAGUUGUCCAUCGCGAGAUGUCCAACACUGAGCUGCAGACGGAAUACUUGAACGAUACGGUACUAAUCAAAACGCAACAAGUUGUCGACCGUUGCGAGAUGUCGGACGCCGAACUGCAGACGGAGUACUCGGACAAUACGGUGCUGCUAGAAUUAGUCCUAGCGGACCGGGAGCGCGUUAUUGCAGAGCUUCGCCAUGGGAAAGAAGCGACGGAGAACAAGUAUCAUGCGCUCAGGGCCCGCCAGGAUCUGAUAACGUCUUCAGAGAUAAAUAGUCGACAGAGUCGAGAGCUGGCAGAAGAAAGGCAAGCGCGGGCAACCGCGCAGGUGCGGUGUGACGAGCAAGCAGCCAGUCUUGCGAAGCUCUCUGCGGAGUACAACGCGUUGUCAGCUCAACUCCAAUCACAAAUCAAGGAAGAAGAACAGAACCGCGUUUCUGCGCUUGCCGAGCUACAUAAGCAGGAGCUCUCCAACAUGGAGAUCGAAUAUCGGUUGCGGCUGGAGCAGGUGGAACAUGAGCACAAGGAGUCCCUUGAAGACUUGAGGCAGCGCGCGCAGGUGGCAGAGCGAAGGUGCAAGCAGCUGGAGAUGGAGAUCCAGACGUUGAGGGAAAGCUAUGCUGCGGAUGUCGAGGCAAUGAAUGCCGCACAUGAGAGAGCGAUGAUGGAAGUGGUCAUUGAUCACCAAACCGAGGUCCAGGGUCUGCAAGACAACUUAGCCACAUCGCGUGCGGCAAGCGUUGUCACUCAGCGCGAUGCAGAAGAUGUGGAAAGAUUACUUGGAAACAGCUGCAGGAUGGACAUGUCUGAGCUUCUCCCGACUCUAGGAAUCGCGCCAAUCAAGCCUGAGGACGUUCAUAUGCUGCAAGAAAGCGGUACCGACAUGAUUUCGUUAGCGGAAAUCAAUGCUCAGCUGCGAUCCAUGGUCGAGAACACAGAACAGCUUUUGAAUGAUGCUCGUAGGGUGCAGGAACUUGCCCGUGAAAAUGGUGAAUUGACCGCGGAUCUCACCGCUAUCGCUGAGGAGAAAACGAGGGAGCGUGAUACGUAUUUGCAAAAGCUGAAUGACGCCAAGAUAGUGGUCAUAAACACCAGGAAGUCUCGAGAUCAUGCAAAAGAGGCGGUGACGGAACUGAAACAUGAAUUGUCCAACAGAGAUCGCACGGAACAGCUAUACGUGGAGCGCCAGGAGGUCCUGGAUAUGAUGGAACAAGUCUAUGAUGUAGCGCAAGAGACGAAAGAGGUAUCAAGGGCUAAAGCACUACCAAGAGAUUCUUCAAUCACCUCUCCACCUUCUGGGACCUUGGCGCUGGCGGAGCCAUCCUCGAACCCUCCAGUGCCCCCAAACAAAUCAGCUGGUGAAGGGGAGACUGCCCCAGGGAAGGCGACACAUCAAUCCUCGGCGACCACAACUCCCGCAGCAUCUGCGCGAGUUCCAGUCCCCACGGACGUGCCGUCAGCACAAUCCAAGACCCUAGGACUACCCACGUCGCCUGCCACAGGGUUGGAGCCUUCUGCGCCAACGACUCCGCCGAGGACCCCACAGAGGGAGAUCACCCCGGACGAUCCUACGCCAAAAUCGCAAGAGAAGGGCAAGCAAGUCGAUUGGGGCCCCUCACUGCCUCAAGCAUCAUCAUUGAUGGAUUCUGCCCACCAAGCCCAACUCAUGGACGACGACGAUGCGAUUGAUGCUGACACCGAGAGCGAGACGAAGUCAUGGCCUAUGACCCCAGCAAAAGAGAAAUUGCGACAAGAGAAACAGUUGGUGUCUCGCGAGGGCAGGGCUCGCCAUGCGAAAUAUGUCCUUCUGGUGGUCCGUGAUAGACUCGGCAUCAAGACAGAUUUUGACCUCUUCGGUGUCACGAACAUAUCGGCAGAGCAGAGGCGUCAGUUUGAGGAGAGCAGCGGUGAGGAUGGUGGACCCAUGCUGGAGAACAUGAUCCCAGAUCUAUCUACGAUGAACACAUUGUGGAACAAGCGUUGGCUCCAGUUGAUGGUAGAAAAUGCGCGAAAAUACUUCCAGGAGAACGGCAAGUACACAGAAGAUAUCCGGAGCGAAGCGUACUGGGAAGACAUUAUAUGGUCGCGCCUUUCAACGAUGCAGAAGAAAUGGCGGCAACGUCGUCCUCACCAUAAUCCGAAGACCGGGAAGGAAGAGACGAUGGAAGAAAUCCUAGCCCGUCUUGCCACCAGGGAGGACAACCUGAUGAGGAUGCGGAGGCACACAGACGCGCGCACCUAUGUAUGA
Messenger RNA from Punctularia strigosozonata HHB-11173 SS5, 2784 nucleotides. RefSeq lists its product as uncharacterized. The transcript is spliced from 14 exons. The coding region runs from base 1 to 2784 and encodes 927 amino acids. NCBI's taxonomy places the organism in Eukaryota, Fungi, Basidiomycota, Agaricomycetes, Corticiales, Punctulariaceae. The record is from RefSeq and is a predicted model, not a curated record.